AUGCUCGAUGUUGUGAUGAAGCAAACCCGAAAAGUUACAAGGAAGCUUGAGGGUCACGCCAAAAGAGUCACAAGCCAUGCCUUCUUGAAUACUCUAUUUUUGUGUGGGGCUGGGUGGGAAAAACAGAGAAGCAAAUUGUUGCAGAUUCCAGAUGGGAAGGAGUUGAGAUCAUUGUCAGGUACUUACAUCCAAAUUCAUCAGAAUGAGCUGCAACUCCUUGUCAUAAACAAGACUCACCUUGCAUGGGUUCCAGAUUUUUCUGCAUCCAUUUCCCAUGCAACAUACUCAGGUGAUGGCCAGACGGUAUAUGGAACUAUAUGCAUACUUGAUGCUUCAGUUCUUGAACUACAUUGUCAAAUCAAUCCCUCCGCUUACCUUGAUCCGGUGAGUGUGAUAUUUGGUGGCAUGCACAUUGGAAACUACAAUUACUUUCAGACAUGGCUUCACCGCUCAAUUUAA
This is a messenger RNA of Prunus armeniaca (apricot), 459 nucleotides long. NCBI's taxonomy places the organism in Eukaryota, Viridiplantae, Streptophyta, Magnoliopsida, Rosales, Rosaceae. The record is from the annotation of a GenBank genome assembly.